CGAGAGAAAAACAAUGCAAGUAUUGGGUGAGAAGGAAUAUGACUGGUGUAAAGUUGAAGACUACUGUAGUGCUCCCAGUUCCAUUUGAAGGAAGCGUCUCCAACUACCUCCAAAGCGAUAAAGACAGGGAAAUAAACACCUUCAACAGAUUUCACCACAACCUCAUGUGUCACUGUGAGAAUUAUUAUAAUUUCACAAAAGUGAUUGGUGUACACAAGUCGUGGGGGUACUUGCAAAAAGAUGGAACAUUUGAUGGUCUAGUGGGGCAGCUACAAAGAAGGCAAAUAGACUAUGGCAGCUCACCGUUAUUUGUUAGAGUAGAUCGAGGCACAGUGAUUGAAUACGGUCGAAAGACAUGGUCUUUGAGAUCGGCAUUCAUUUUCCGUCGACCAAAGAUCAAAGGGUCAGCUGAUGUAUACCUCAAACCUCUGUCUACCUCAAUAUGGAUCUUGACCUUAGUUGUUGCAGCUCUGAUCGUUAUUUCUCUAAAACUGUCUACUACAGGCGAGAAAAGGAGUAGCUAUUUAGGGAAAGCUACAGAUAACUCAUUGGGAUUAUUUGUUAUCAACACUGUAGCAGCUUUUUGUCAGCAAGGACUCACAGCCGUACCCCACUUUCUAUCCGGAAGAAUAAUCAUAUUGAGCCUGUUUCUAUUUUCAUUAAUCAUAUACCAAUUUUACUCAGCGAGCCUUGUGUCACAUUUACUGAUACAACCUAAGUCCAACAUCAAAACUGUCAAAGACAUUUUGCACUCCAAUAUGAAAGUAGGCUGCGAAGAUAUUCUAUAUAACAAGGAUUACUUCAUUGCAAAUGUAUCAGAACCUUCUGAGGUCUCCUAA
Molecule: messenger RNA, 839 nt
Organism: Acanthoscelides obtectus
Lineage: Eukaryota; Metazoa; Arthropoda; Insecta; Coleoptera; Chrysomelidae
Source: the annotation of a GenBank genome assembly